This is a messenger RNA of Amborella trichopoda, 605 nucleotides long. Lineage: Eukaryota; Viridiplantae; Streptophyta; Magnoliopsida; Amborellales; Amborellaceae. The record is from RefSeq and is a predicted model, not a curated record.
AACAAACUUAUUAGUGAUUUGGUUAAAAAUCCUGUGGGAAUCGGGGACCCAAAACCACAGCUAAACCCCAUUCUCUCUCUUUCUCUGGCCAUGGCUUCCAGGUACCGCGCCCUCACAAGAACCACCAUUUCUUCUCUGAAGUCCGCCAUGAAACCCAAAACCUCUCUCCCCAACUCCACAACAUUACCACCCUCGUCUUCUCCCACUCGUCUCUCUCUCUCUUCCAGGCAAGCACACCACCGCAACUGGUUGGACACGGAAUUGCGUUGCUGCCGGUCUCUGUAUCCGCUCCAUAGCACGGUGGCUUCUGCGAGGCUUAUUUGUUUUUUGGGAUUGGAUGGGAAGGCGUCGAGGUCGAUGUCUCAGGAGUUGGGCCUUUCGGUGCCGCGAUAAAAGCUCGGAAAGAUGUUAGUAGAAUGGUUGAGAGAGCCUUGUCCUUGCCUCAAAUCUUAUUUUUAUUUUCUUAUGGUCACCAUCAAAGAAACUCCUUGGAUUUUGAUGGACUACUCAUCUUUGAUCACCAUUCCAUUGUUGGGUAAUGACUGAAUGACAUGGAACUAUUUUAGGAUCAAUGACACACGAUUUCAAGUUUUGAUAGACUUUAA